UUUACCUGCUCACCUACUGAUAUUUGCCCCCCUGCCCCCGACCCAGAGUUCUGGCAGGAGAGGGGACCACAGAGGACCACAGGGGAUCAGAGGCGAAGGAACAACUGGCACAAUGGGCAGCAAGUAUCACUGGCAGAGUCAAAAUGUCAAACAGAGCGGCGUGGACGACAUGGUGCUUCUGUCCAAGAUCACGGAGGACGCCAUCGUGGAAAACCUCAAGAAGAGAUACAUGGACGACUACAUCUUUACCUACAUCGGUUCCGUCUUGAUAUCAGUGAAUCCAUUCAAACAGAUGCCGUAUUUCACAGAUCGGGAGAUCGAACUCUACCAAGGAGCCGCCCAGUAUGAGAAUCCACCCCACAUCUACGCCUUAACGGAUAACAUGUACAGAAACAUGAUGAUUGAUAACGAGAAUCAAUGCGUCAUCAUCAGUGGAGAGAGCGGUGCGGGUAAGACGGUUGCAGCUAAAUACAUCAUGGGCUACAUCUCUAAAGUGUCUGGUGGUGGACCAAAAGUUCAGCAUGUAAAAGACAUCAUCCUGCAGUCCAAUCCUCUACUGGAGGCUUUUGGAAAUGCGAAGACGGUCCGUAACAACAACUCCAGUCGCUUUGGUAAAUACUUCGAGAUCCAGUUCAGUCGAGGAGGGGAACCGGACGGAGGCAAAAUCUCCAACUUCCUGCUGGAGAAAUCCAGAGUCAUGAGCCAGAACGAGAGCGAGAGGAACUUUCAUAUCUUCUACCAGUUGAUCGAAGGCUCAUCAGCUCAGCAGAAGGAAGCUUUAGGGGUCAUGACCCCCGACUAUUACUACUACCUAAACCAAUCAGGGACCUACAAAGUGGACGGCACCAACGACAGCAAGGACUUCCAGGAGACCAUGGAAGCCAUGCAGGUGAUCGGGAUCCCUGGAGAGAUUCAGAUGCAGGUCCUGCAGAUCGUCACAGGAAUUUUACAUCUGGGGAACAUCAGCUUCAUCGAGGCCGGAAACUAUGGUCAGGUGGAGAGCACCGACCUGCUGGCCUUCCCGGCGUACCUGCUGGGCGUGGAUCAGGCCCGACUGCAGGACAAGCUGACCAGCCGUAAGAUGGAGUCCAAGUGGGGCAGCAAGUCCGAGUCCAUCAACGUGACGCUGAAUCAGGAGCAGGCGUGCUACACCCGCGAUGCCCUCGCCAAGGCGCUGUACACCCGCCUGUUCGACUUCCUCGUGGAGGCCAUAAACAAAGCCAUAAGGAAACCCAUCGAGGAGCUCAGCAUCGGCGUCCUGGACAUCUACGGCUUCGAGAUUUUUCAGAGGAAUGGAUUUGAGCAGUUCUGUAUAAACUUUGUGAAUGAGAAGCUGCAGCAGAUCUUUAUCGAGCUGACCCUGAAAGCUGAACAGGAGGAGUACGUACAGGAGGGGAUCAAGUGGACGCCUAUCGAUUAUUUCAACAACAAAAUAGUGUGUGACCUCAUCGAAAAUAAGCUGAACCCGCCGGGCAUUAUGAGUGUCCUGGACGAUGUAUGCGCCACCAUGCAUGCCAAGGGCGAGGGUGCGGAUGGCACUUUGCUGCAGAAGCUGCAGGCCGCUGUGAGCACCCAUGACCACUUCAACAGCUGGAACUCCGGCUUCGUGAUCCACCACUACGCAGGCAAGGUCUCGUACGACAUCAACGGCUUCUGCGAGAGGAACCGGGACGUCCUGUUUCCAGACCUUAUAGAGCUGAUGCAGAGCAGCGAGCACCACUUUAUCCGCAGCCUGUUCCCCGAAAACCUCAACACUGACAAAAAAGGCCGACCCAGCACGGCCAGCUCCAAAAUUAAAAGGCAGGCGAACGAGCUGGUGGACACGUUAAUGAAGUGCACCCCUCAUUACAUCCGCUGUCUCAAACCCAACGAGACCAAGAGACCCAAAGACUGGGAGGAGAGCCGGGCGAAGCAUCAGGUGGAAUAUCUGGGACUGAGAGAGAACAUCAGGGUGCGACGAGCCGGAUUCGCCUACCGCAGAGUCUUCAAAAAGUUCCUACAGAGGUACGCCAUCCUGACCCCUGAGACGUUCCCACACUGGCACGGAGGGGAAACGCAGGGUGUUCUGCAUCUGCUGCGCUCCGUUAACAUGGACACCGAUCAGUACCAGAUGGGACGCAGCAAGGUCUUCGUCAAGAACCCCGAAUCGUUGUUCCUGCUGGAGGAGAUGCGGGAGAGGAAGUUCGAUACCUUCGCCAGAACCAUCCAGAAAGCCUGGAGGAAGUACAUCGCCCGGAGGAAGUAUGAGCAGAUGAGAGAGGAGGCCUCUGACAUUCUGUACAACUCGAAGGAGCGUCGCAGAAACAGCAUUAACAGGAACUUCGUGGGCGAUUACUUGGGCAUGGAGGACCGACCUGAACUGCGCCAGUUUCUGGCCAAGAGGGAGCGGGUCGACUUUGCCGACUCGGUUAACAAAUACGACCGCAGGUUCAAGUCCAUCAAGAGGGAUCUGAUCCUGACGCCGAAGGGCAUCUACCUGAUCGGGCGCGAGAAGAUCAAGAAGGGUCCGGAGAAAGGCCAGAUCAAGGAAGUGCUGAAGAGAAAGCUCGACAUCACCAGCGUACGCUCUGUAUCUCUGAGUACCAGACAGGACGACUUCUUCAUCCUGCAUGAGGCUCAGUACGACAGUCUGCUGGAGUCCAUCUUCAAAACCGAGUUCCUCAGUCUGCUGUGUAAACGCUACGAGGAGCAAACCAAGAGCAAACUGCCCCUCACCUUCAACAACAGGUUGGAUUUCCGUCUGAAGAAGGAGGGAUGGGGUGGAGGAGGAAACCGGACGCUGAUGUUUCAAAGAGGACAAGGAGACGAGGCCCAAAUCAAACCUGCAGGAAAAUCCCUCAACGUCACGGUCGGAGACGGGUUACCCAAAACAGCCAAACCCACGAGGAAGAGCAUGCAACCUGGUCAAGGAGGAAGGCAUCCGGCCCCCCACAGAGGUAAUCAAAACGGAGCGGCGCAGUUUUCCCAGAGGAACAACCAACCACGGGACCAGACCUACUCCACACCCGAUAAAUGGAACCGCCCCCCUAAUGGCGCCCUCCCCAAACUGGGCUCUCAAGUAAACCGACGAGGGCCCGGGCCCCAACAAACACGACAGUCUAACCUGGACUUCCUCAGUGUACCUGAACAGGGCAUGUCAGGGAUGCAAAGAAAGAGGAGUAUCAGCCAGCGUCCUCCUCCAGCGCCCAGCAGUCGCCCCAAUCCUCCAGCACGUCAGCAGGUUCCUCGAUGUCGGGCCGUCUAUCAGUACGUGGGUCAGGACGUGGACGAGCUCAGUUUCGACGUCAGUGAUGUUAUAGAGCUCAUUAAAGAAGAUCCGUCGGGCUGGUGGACGGGCCGGUUCCGUGGGAAGGAAGGUUUAUUUCCCGGGAACUACGUGGAGAAGAUCUGAGACCCUUCCAGGUCGUUCCUUCUAACUCUGUGGAACCGAGCGAUCUAUGUGUAGCCUGUCAGUGUUCACCAUGCCAGUGAACCUUUAGGACAGGGUGGGUUGGUCAUAAUGAGGCGAAUGGGUCAAAGGUUAAAUCAUUUCCUACUGGUGGUCAAUAGAAGUGAUGUUUCUGGACGUUCUAUAACUAUGCUGAUUUAAUAGGAGAAUUGCUGUUGAUUUAUGGUAUUAGACUGGGCUGUAAAUAAUCUGUGAAAUGAAAACUUUCAUGAUGUUUGAAACAGAAUAUUUGAUGAACUCUAUAUGACCAAAAGUAUGUGGACACCUGAUUAUGUGCUAGUCAGAUGACUAUUGUGAACAGCCCUGCCAUUUUUUGGGGACCUUUUCCACAAAAAGAGUGUGUUUGUGACUCAAACACUUUAAUACGUUAAUAAUAAAGAGGGGUGUCCACAUAUUUUUGGCUAUUUAGUGUACAAGUCUAUAAAUUGACUUUGUUUAAAUGGUAAUUAAAGGGGCAGCCUGCACUACCACAGAACAACCACCAGAUGCCGCUGUUGUCAUUACAAGUCUACAGUCUUGCACAGUUGUUAUAAAACUGCCUCACACUUGUUCAUUUACGCGUUAUGCAUUUGCACUAACUGCUUCAUCCUGAUCAGAGUCAUGGCGGGUCCGGUAUCACCUGGAAACACUGGGCAUAAGCCGAGAACACACCCAGUACAGGGCGUAAAGCCCAUACAGGACAGAACACCCUACCAGUUAAGACUAGCCAGCCUGACUUCUGCACGUUUUUGGGAGGUGAGAGACAACCAGAGCACUCAAAAGGAGCCUAGGCAGAUGGAGAACGUGCAAAACUCCAUGCUGAUUUCCAGCUGUGCCACACUAAGCUCAGUAACAGAACUACAAAAGGACCGUAAUGACUGGAUGCUCAUUCCUGCACCUCGUGAUUAAGUGAUUGAUGGGAUUAAUUAGUGAGUCUUACCUUGUCAAGGGUGUAUUCGUGGCACCAAGCACACCGUGACCCUGACCAGGAUGGAGCUGAUAGUGAAAACGUAUGAAAAGAAUUAAAGUUCCAGUGUUUAACUGUUUUGUCAUAGGUUUUUAGCUUAUAAAAGUUUUAAUAUGAUGCCUUUAUUCUUUUUUAUGUAUUAAUGCUGUUCCAAGUUUUAUGUGCAAUCUCUACUUUGAAAAAUAGCACAAAAAAAUCAUGUCACGUGGUACUAAUUGUAUUAAAGUAUUACAAUAAUAAAA
Trichomycterus rosablanca is the source of this 4636-nucleotide messenger RNA. RefSeq names its product myosin IF (gene myo1f). NCBI's taxonomy places the organism in Eukaryota, Metazoa, Chordata, Actinopteri, Siluriformes, Trichomycteridae. Bases 113 to 3391 code for a protein of 1092 amino acids. The transcript is spliced from 28 exons. Gene Ontology annotation, biological process: actin filament organization; vesicle transport along actin filament. Gene Ontology annotation, cellular component: vesicle; actin cytoskeleton; myosin complex. The record is from RefSeq and is a predicted model, not a curated record. Gene Ontology annotation, molecular function: ATP binding; actin filament binding; microfilament motor activity.